Molecule: messenger RNA, 1134 nt
Organism: Danio aesculapii
Lineage: Eukaryota; Metazoa; Chordata; Actinopteri; Cypriniformes; Danionidae
Product: leukotriene B4 receptor 1
Exons: 4
Coding region: 1-1134 (377 amino acids)
Biological process (GO): G protein-coupled receptor signaling pathway
Cellular component (GO): membrane
Molecular function (GO): leukotriene receptor activity
Source: RefSeq, a predicted model, not a curated record
AUGAAUUUAGCCAUUACUCAGACCAGCAGUAGUUCUCAAAGAAGAGGACCAUUCUCCUCUUUCAGACCACCUCAGACCAUGACAACGCACCUUAUCUCCAACAUCACCAACUCUGGAACAAACAAUAUUACUGACACAGCCAUGAGAAGUAGUGCUGGAACGAUCACAGUGGCUCUGGUUCUCUGCAUUUUUCUACCUAUUGGCAUCUCUGGGAAUCUGCUGAUCAUCUGGAGCAUCCUGGCUCGAACCCAUCAGCGUUCCAUCACCACUCUCCUGAUCUUAAACCUAGCCUUCGCGGAUGGAUUCCUGAUGUUUUUAUUGCCAUUCUUCAUUGUUUAUUUGAUAAAACACACUUGGAUUUUUACCCUACCGCUGUGCAAGAUACUGUUGUACCUCUGCAGUGCUAACAUGUACGCGUCAGUAUUUUUGAUAACACUAAUGAGUCUGCACAGGAUGGUGGCUAUAGUAUGGCGGAAACAUGCUGGGGCCCUUACAGAGCGGAGAACAAUCAUUAAGAUGUUGGUGGGAGUGUGGAUCCUUUCUCUUGGGGUGUCAGUGCCUUAUUCGGUUUUCUGGACUACUUUCAGGGAAGAGCAAGAACCAGCAAUUGUAGUUUGUGCUUGUAAACAUCUACGACCACAAGAUGUGAUAAUUCAGCACUGUUUGGAAAUUCUGCUGGCAUUCUUGAUCCCAUAUGGAUUGAUCUUAGGCAGCUACGUAUGUAUCCUACGGAGAAUUCGCAAGACCAGAUUUCGUAGGCACAUCCGAAGUGAGAAACUCAUACUGGUUAUUGUCACUGUCUUCGGCCUGACCUGGCUACCUUUCCACAUCAUAAAUAUGGUGGAGGUGGCUGCUGCUUUUUUCCCAGAGGAUUCACCAACAAAAGUCAGACUCAAUCGAAUCUGGUCCACUUUUCGUGGCUUUGCCUCCAUAGUCACAUUCAUCAGCAGCUCUGUAAACCCUGUCCUUUACACUUUUGCUGGAAAGUCUUUCAUUAAGCGUGACGGCCUGGCCUUCAUGGCACGGCUGUUUGAGAGCUCAAGGAUCGAGUCCACUCGAAAGAAUCGGCAGAGUUACAGAAACGGAGAGCAGGAGAAGAAAGAAGAGGUUGACCACGUUCUAGAAAGAGUCUGA